Acipenser ruthenus (sterlet) is the source of this 1096-nucleotide messenger RNA. RefSeq names its product high mobility group nucleosome-binding domain-containing protein 3-like. Lineage: Eukaryota; Metazoa; Chordata; Actinopteri; Acipenseriformes; Acipenseridae. The transcript is spliced from 8 exons. Gene Ontology annotation, biological process: chromatin organization. The record is from RefSeq and is a predicted model, not a curated record. Gene Ontology annotation, cellular component: nucleus; chromatin. Gene Ontology annotation, molecular function: nucleosomal DNA binding. The coding region runs from base 138 to 530 and encodes 130 amino acids.
ACAUAUGCGACACGGUAACCCAAUCUGUUUGUACUACAUGAAAUUCUAUUUUGUAUUACCGGCCAAUGGGCGACAAGGGGCAGAGUUGGAGAUUAUUUUACAUCUACUGAACAGUUUUAUUUUACAACGCCGAAAACAUGCCGAAGAGGAGGUCUGAGGAAGUUGCUGAAGGCAAAGACUCAACAAAAGUAAUAAAACCAGAGGCAACAAGAAGAUCUUCAAGAAUCUUGGCUCAGGGACCUCCACAACCUAAACAGGAGCCUAAACCUAAGAAGCCAGCUGCUAAGAAGCAAGCAGGAGAAAAAGCACCAGCAAAAGGCAAGAAAGGAGGUAAAAAAGACAACAAGCCAGCUGAAGGCACUGUGCCCGCUGAAAAUGGGGAAACCAAGACUGAAGAGAUCCAUAUUUCUCGUUCCUCUGUUAGUGUGUCUUCAUCUAGAAGUACUCCUCCCAGCUUGCUGUCAGUAAAAGGGCAAGCUGAAACAGUGAAAGCAGAGAAAAAUGAAUCUACUGGUGACAAGAAAGAAUGAAUGAAGCAUCUGACAUCAUGAACUUUUAGUUGAUUUUAUGUACCUCUUGUACAACGAGAAAGAAGAAUAUUUUUUAUCAAGUAUUUUGUAAAUGCUAUUUUUUUUAGACCUGUGGUAGUGGAAUUUACCAGUAUACAUUGUUAAGAUUUAUUUUAAUAAAAAAGUCUUGCUCACUAGGAUUUAUUUUUACCAAUACUCCCUUGUUCAUGACAGUGGUUUAUCUUUAUCAAAUGAAAUUAAAUUAUGAAACAAUUGUGUGAUUGGAUUCACAUUCCCUGCACUCCCUGCUAUGUUCAUUUGAGACGACUCUAGAGCUUGUAGUGACUUGUGUGUGUUUUGGUAGAUUUUCUUUUUUAUCAUUAUUUGAUAUUUUUUGUAUUUAUUUUUCGGGGGCAGAUUUUAAAUAGCAAUAAUCAGUGGUGCUUUAUACUAAAAGUUUACGUGGUUGUUAAAACAAAACAAAAACAAAAAAACAAAUGGAGGUAUAUGUGAUCAAUCACUACCUGUUUGGGAUUAAUUCCGUGGAACUAUUUUAAAAUAAAAAAGAAACUUGUUUGGUUUGUGAA